AUGAAUCAGACCGAACAUAUUGUAACCGAGUUUGUCUACUGCCUUAUUAUCAGCGGUGGCAAGAUGACCACGCCUGUUCUUUACUAUCUGCCCCCGAGUCCCCCUUGCCGCAGCAUUCUGCUGCUGGCCAAAAUGCUGGGAUUGGACUUUGAGCUGAAGAUCGUCAACAUACUUGAGGGGGAGCAGCUAAAACCGGACUUUGUGGCCAUGAAUCCUCAACACUGUCUGCCCACAAUGAACGAUGAGGGUCUGGUGCUCUGGGAGAGUCGUGCUAUUCUCUCUUAUCUGGUGGCUGCCUAUGGCAAAAGUGAUGAGCUCUAUCCUACGGAUAUACGAGUUCGAGCUCUGGUGGAUCAGCGUCUUCAGUUCGACCUGGGCACACUUUACCAGCGACUAACUGACUACUAUUUCCCAACCAUGUUUAUUGGCGCUCCGCUGGACGAGGGCAAACGAGCCAGGUUAACAGAAGCUGUUGGCUGGUUGAAUGCCAUUUUGGAGGGACGCGAAUUUUCUGCCGCUGAUCAUUUUACCAUUGCGGAUUUAUCCUUGCUGGUCACCGUCUCGCAACUGGAAGCCUUUGGACUUGAGCUGAAACCCUAUAAACAUGUCAGACAAUGGCUAGAACGUUGCAAGGAUCACAUGGCUCCCUACGACUAUGAGGAACUCAAUGCCAGCAAAGCCAUGUUGUUGGCCGACAUGUUUAAGGCCAAAAUGAACCUGACAGCUGAAUCAUAAUUACAAUCAAGAAUUAUAAAAUGUUUUGUGAGUUACUUUGUAUUUAAUAAAUAUCAAUUUAUUGUUGU
Drosophila innubila is the source of this 803-nucleotide messenger RNA. It is a transcript of the gene GstD11, whose product is annotated as glutathione S-transferase D7. Gene Ontology annotation, biological process: glutathione metabolic process. The transcript has 3 exons. NCBI's taxonomy places the organism in Eukaryota, Metazoa, Arthropoda, Insecta, Diptera, Drosophilidae. Bases 1 to 735 code for a protein of 244 amino acids. The record is from RefSeq and is a predicted model, not a curated record. Gene Ontology annotation, molecular function: glutathione transferase activity.